AGUGACCUACAUUUUUCACCAUGAGGUGGCUGCACUUACUUCUGUUUUGUCUUACGGUUUUGAAUACCAGAGCAGAAGAACAAGAUUUAAAUAAAAAUGCAGCUUCUGCCGAGAUAUCAGAUACCACAAGUGAAGAAAAGGCUGCUGACUCAGAUGAAAUCUUGGAAGAAGAAAACAUUUUAGUUCUAAAUGAGAAGAAUUUUGACAAAGCACUUAGCACCUAUAAGUUUUUGCUGGUUGAGUUUUAUGCUCCCUGGUGCGGUCACUGUCAGGCCCUAGCUCCGGAUUACGCCAAAGCUGCGGAAAUUCUGAAGAAUCAGACAUCAGAAGUUAGACUUGCUAAGGUGGAUUCAACAGUAGAAACAAACCUGAGCACUGAGUUUGGCGUGAAUGGAUACCCAACCCUUAAAUUCUUCAAGGAUGGAAACAGAACUGGUCACAUUGAUUAUGGAGGCAGGCGAGAGACUGAUGGCUUUGUGAAGUGGCUUUUAAGAAGAGUGGGGCCCCUUGCUGUCGUUAUUGAUACCGUAUCCAGUGCAGAAGAAUUUAUCAGCGCCCAUGAAUUUUCAGUAAUUGGAUUCUUCAAGGAUUCUACAGAUGCCGAUAUAAAAAUAUUUUAUAAUGUAGCUGACAUUUCUGAAGAUUUCAACUUUGCUCUGACACAUAAUGAAGAAGUAUUUAGGAAGUUUGGCGUAACAGAGGACGCUGUCAUCUUUUUCAAAAGCGAUGAUGAAAAAUAUGAACAUAAACCAGAUGAAGAUAUUGGCUUAGACAAAGAUGAGCUGCGCAGAUUUCUUGUGGUAAACAGCUUGGAUUUAUUAACCGAAUACAGUGCAGAGACUUCAGAAAAGAUUUUUGCAGCAAAGAUUCCAAACCAUUUACUACUGUUUGUAAAUAAGACGGACGAACCCCAACUACAACUCAUUGAAAACUUCCGAAAGGCAGCACCUGAAUUCAAAGGAAAGGUUCUGUUUGUUUAUAUCGAUUCUCAUGGUGAGCAUGCGGAAAUUCUCCAAUACUUUGGGCUUAAUACCACAGAUGUACCAACAAUUCGAUUUAUUAACAUCGAAUCAGUGAAGAAGUUCUCAUUCAGUGACAAAGAAAUCACCACCGAGACUGUCAAAGCUUUUUGUCAGGGUGUCUUAGAUGGCAAAAUAAAGCAAAAUCUCAUGAGUGAAGAAAUUCCAGAAGACUGGGACAAAAAUCCUGUAAAGGUUCUCGUGGGGAAGAACUUUGAAGAAGUUGCUUUUGAUGAAACCAAAAAUGUGUUUGUAGAAUUUUAUGCUCCGUGGUGCACUCAUUGCCAAGAGUUAGCGCCAAUUUGGGAGGAGCUUGGCGAGAAAUAUAAAGAUCAUGAAAAUGUCAUUAUUGCAAAAAUUGAUGCAACUGCAAAUGAAAUUGACGGCUUGAGAGUGAGAGGGUUCCCAAAUCUAAGAUUGUUUCCUGCUGGUACAGAACGAAAGAUGAUUGAAUACACAAGAGAUAGGACAGUGGAGCUAUUUUCUGCAUUUAUUGACAGUGGUGGUGUAUUACCGGAAGAAGAGAAAAAAGAUUCACAAAGUGAUGACCAGCAAGAGAGCACUAAGGAACCAGAUAGCAAUGAAAGUCUUGAAAAGGAUGAAUUAUAACUUCAGAGUCAAGUAUACACCCAACAUAUGAAGAAAAAGGAGAACAAGCAGAUUUAUAUCAGUUCUUUAGUAAAAUGUUACAUCACAGCAUAGAUUUGUUGAAAAGGAAUAUUUAGAUUGUAAUAUUCAUAUAUGCUUUUAAGGUUUAUUACCUUUUUGUUUAUAUAUAAACUCACCUAUCUAAAACAUUUAUUGAUAAAUGUCCUUACAUUAAAGAAAGUCUUUUGGUUGGUAAA
Messenger RNA from Bombina bombina (fire-bellied toad), 1864 nucleotides. Its product is annotated as protein disulfide-isomerase A2. The coding region runs from base 21 to 1628 and encodes 535 amino acids. Gene Ontology annotation, molecular function: protein disulfide isomerase activity. Gene Ontology annotation, biological process: protein folding; response to endoplasmic reticulum stress. The transcript is spliced from 11 exons. The record is from RefSeq and is a predicted model, not a curated record. NCBI's taxonomy places the organism in Eukaryota, Metazoa, Chordata, Amphibia, Anura, Bombinatoridae. Gene Ontology annotation, cellular component: endoplasmic reticulum.